This is a messenger RNA of Dentiscutata erythropus, 294 nucleotides long. The record is from the annotation of a GenBank genome assembly. Lineage: Eukaryota; Fungi; Glomeromycota; Glomeromycetes; Diversisporales; Gigasporaceae.
AUAUCUUUACAAGAAAGUAUCGAUGUUGUUAUCGAAAAAAGUCAUGAGUUACAAGGUUCUUUACUUGCUAUACAAAAAGAAAUAACCGAGUUUCAGCCUAAAUGUGAAUUAUGUGAUAAUCUUAAAGCUCAGUUUGAAAAAAUUAAAUCUGCGGUUAAAAUCAAAAAAAAUCAAAAUUUAUACAAUGCUGUCAUGUCUAUGAAGAAGGAUAGUGAAGAGUUCAAGGAUAAAUAUUAUAAGUUAAACACUAAGUAUAACAAAAUGGUCGAACUAUAUGAAGAAAUCACAGACUAA